AUGUCCUUCUCUUAUGCCGGCGAUGUUCCGCCAUCUCCGCCCCGGCCGCUUGUCGAAAAGGCUCGAACUCCGCCUCCAGCCCCACCGCCGCCAACCGUGCCCCCGACAGGAUCCCCUGGAGCUUUCUUGGUUGAAUUACUGAUCUACAAUGGCUCGCCAUUCAAAGACCACUGGGCAUACUUUGUACGCUCUCGUGCCGAUGAUGAUACCGGUGUCAAGAUCCACGCGACCGGCGAUGUGCGUAAUGGCUUCAAAUUCGAGGUCAAACGCAGUCAUGACCUCACAAACACUUCAGACAUCCCUACAAAAAGGGUCCCGCUGCAGUGGGUUGAUGCUCGCCACUUUGACGAAGACGCGAUGCUCAAUUGGGGAGUGGAAGAGAUUGAUGAGAGGCCUGUUUGCGCUUUCGAGGCUUGUGCAUACAAGGCAAAGGCUCCCGGGAAGACUUUGAAUGCAGCCGAAGACAAGGAUACGUCAGGUAAAAAGGUGACCCUCAAGGACUGCCAAACAUGGCUGGUGGAUGCAGCGGACUGCCUUGUCGAAGAUCGCAUGUUCAGUUCUGAAGUUGCUGUUUACCUACACGCGAUUACACAGUGA
Molecule: messenger RNA, 597 nt
Organism: Colletotrichum paranaense
Lineage: Eukaryota; Fungi; Ascomycota; Sordariomycetes; Glomerellales; Glomerellaceae
Exons: 2
Coding region: 1-597 (198 amino acids)
Source: RefSeq, a predicted model, not a curated record